Molecule: messenger RNA, 1509 nt
Organism: Archocentrus centrarchus (flier cichlid)
Lineage: Eukaryota; Metazoa; Chordata; Actinopteri; Cichliformes; Cichlidae
Product: high choriolytic enzyme 2-like
Exons: 10
Coding region: 96-917 (273 amino acids)
Biological process (GO): proteolysis
Molecular function (GO): metalloendopeptidase activity; zinc ion binding
Source: RefSeq, a predicted model, not a curated record
CACUUUUGAUAAUCUUUUUUUAUCACAGCUUUUAUAACUAAACACUGUUCAGAUUGACUGUUUUAAGUCUGUAGAUUAACUGCAGGACCAGCAACAUGAUUCCAGUCUUCAACUUCCUCCUCUUCCUCUCAAUGACAGCCAUUUCUCUGAGGGCUGCUGUCAUUAAAGAUCCAAAUGAUGAGUCUUUGGGUGCCGUAGAAAUUAUUAAAAAAGUCAACACUGGCUCAUACAGGUCUAUGGAUCCCCCAGAAGCCAUUGAAAAAGUCAAUGCUCACUCUUCAAAAAACCUGGUUCAUGGUGACAUUGUUCCUGCUACAACCAGGAAUGCCGAUCCGUGCACAGCCAUUGGCUGCAAGUGGCCUAAAACUGGACCCUAUGUCUACAUACCUGUCUCCAUAUCCUCUGUAUACUCCACCCAAGAGCGCAACAUCAUCAUCAAUGCCUUGGUGACCUUCCAUGAGUCCACCUGUAUUCGCUUCAUCUGGAGGACAAACCAAGUCAAUUCCAUCAACUUCUUCUCUGGAGAUGGGUGUUAUUCAUAUGUGGGCCGUCAGAGCCAAGCGCAGCUAAUCUCCCUACAAAGAAAUGGUUGCUUGUACCAGGCGACAGUGCAGCACGAGGUUCUUCAUGCUCUGGGCUUCCACCACGAGCAGGUCCGCUCUGACAGAGACCAGUAUGUGAGGAUCCUCACCCAGAACAUCUUGCCAGGGCGAGAACACAACUUUGUGAAAGUGCAGACCAACAAUCUGCAGACUCGCUAUGACUUCAACUCUGUCAUGCACUAUCUCAGAACUGCGUUCUCCCGUAAUGGGCAGCCAACAAUUGUUGCCAAGUCCAAUCCUAAUCUGGAUUUCGGACGUGCUACUCAGAUGAGUGCCAACGACAUUGCCCGUAUAAACAGGCUUUAUGGAUGCUAACUCUGGCAAGAAACUUCAACUCUGCACCCAGAUACUUCAACUCUCAAUACAUCAAGUUUAAGGCAAAUGCAGCAAAAUGUGAAAGAAACAGAAAACCUGCUGCAAAUAUUGGCAUUUGUCACAUAUAGAGAAAUGAGUUUCUGGGUCUUUGUUUCAGAGAGGCUAGACUGCAGGGCCAUAUGCUAGAGGGUGAUGGUUUUACAUCUCUUUCUGUUGAUGUUUCUCUUUCUUUAAUCAAUUAUAACUAACUGAUUUCUUUAUCUAUGUAAUUGGAUAGACAGAGCACCAACCCCCGCCAACACCACCCUCUUCCAUUUGUGAUUGCUGUUUUACUCUGUGCAUGACCAGCAGUUUCUUCUGUAUUAAAAAAAUAUGUGCACAUAAAGACAACUUUCAGUGAUAGAAUAAGAAUUUGAAUCUUUUUUUCUGAAGUAAAAUUUGCAGUAUAGGGUAGCAAACAGUCCUGAGGCAUAUUAACACUUCAGAGAUUAAUCUGUUGAAAUCAAGUAGAACUAAGUCAAACUAAUAAUAAAAUAAAUUGGUAUUGGGGGGGUCCAGUUUUCAUGAGUUUUUUUUUCUUGGUUUCUGAACU